UGACGCAGGUUGACCAAAGCUGUUGUGGAUUCAAAUCCUCAUGGACCGCACAGUAUAUACACGGUUUGUAGCUGAAGAUGGUGAUGAUCCCGAAAAGCAUGCUGUUUUUUAGCUUAUUCUGAGGAAUUGAUGAUUUACUCAAAUUCGACCCUUGGUGUUUUUCAGCCGAUCGUGGUACUUUCUGAACGGCACUCAGAUUCUCUCGGUCAGCUUGUUUGACUCCCCGAGCCAUACCUAUUUUCGCACCUCUCUAGUUGGAAAAGAUGUUGAUCAAGGUGAAAACCCUUACUGGCAAAGAGAUUGAGAUCGACAUCGAACCCACAGACAAAGUGGAGCGAAUCAAAGAACGAAUUGAGGAGAAAGAAGGCAUACCUCCACCUCAGCAACGACUGAUUUUUUCUGGCAAGCAGAUGCAUGAUGAAAAAGUCGUAUCUGACUACAAAAUUCAAGGUGGAUCGGUGAUUCAUUUGGUAUUAUCUUUACGUGGCGGCUCUUGUUGGGAAUAAAUGGCGCACGACAAUCUCCCAGUGACAUGUAAAAAUCCUUUGAUUUUAUUCAGUGUUCAGCGAUUCGCUGCAAAGUGUAAUGUUUUUUCUUGAUC
Opisthorchis viverrini is the source of this 601-nucleotide messenger RNA. RefSeq lists its product as hypothetical. The transcript has 2 exons. Gene Ontology annotation, molecular function: ubiquitin protein ligase binding; protein tag activity. The record is from RefSeq and is a predicted model, not a curated record. Lineage: Eukaryota; Metazoa; Platyhelminthes; Trematoda; Opisthorchiida; Opisthorchiidae. Gene Ontology annotation, biological process: regulation of proteolysis; protein neddylation; modification-dependent protein catabolic process. Gene Ontology annotation, cellular component: cytoplasm; nucleus. Bases 264 to 506 code for a protein of 80 amino acids.